AUGGGAGGCGCGCCUCACCUAUUCAAAACCGCUGCGCAUAGACUAAAGUCUGAAUGCUUCAAUGAAAUCUUGCUUUUCAAUUACCAUUCCUAUCCAUGCAGGUUGCAGCUAUGGCAGAAGAGGAGCUGUAUAUCGUGUACAAGGGUGUGUAUUUGGUCAAACUGACCCAUACCCCAGAGAGCCUGAAAUACUGCGAGGAGUUCUCUUUCCGUCCAGAUGACAUUCUGAUUGUUACUUAUCCCAAGUCAGGGACAACAUGGAUGCAGGAGAUAGUACCUCUGAUCCUGAGCCAGGGAGACUCGGAACUGGUGGACACUGUGCCCAACUGGGACCGGGUCCCCUGGUUGCACAAUAACAAGGCCCGUCACCUUAACCUGGACCAGAGACCGUCCCCACGCGUCUUCAUUACUCACUUCCAGUACAACAUGAUGUCAACAGGCUUCCUCAAGGUCCAACCCAGGGUAAUUUAUGUGAUGAGGAACCCGAGAGAUGUAUUCACUUCCUACUCUCACUUUAGUAGGAUGGCCUCCUUCUUGGUUAGUCCAGGAACACAGACUGAAUUUCUCAACAUAUUUCUUGAUGGAAAAGUGAUUUUCGGCUCUUGGUUCGAUCACGUGAAGGGCUGGCUGUCUGCCACAGAACAGCACAUCAUGUACAUCUCCUAUGAAGAGAUGAUCCUGGACCUGGAGGCCUCUGUGACCCGGAUGGCUCAGUUCUUGGACACACCUCUGGAUUCUGAGAUGAUAAGGAAGAUUACCGAUCGAUGUGUGUUUAAGAAUAUGAAAAAGAACAAAAUGUCUAACUACUCCCUGGUCCCCAAUACAAUUAUGGACCAGAAUGUGUCAGAGUUCCUUAGGAAAGGUAUUGCUGGAGACUGGAAGAAUCAUCUAACUGUAGCAGAGGCGGAAUACUUUGAUGAAUUUUACCAAAAGAAAAUGCAUGAUGUAAAAUACAAUUUCUUUUGGGAUUAAAAAAUAUAAUUAUUGUGUUUUCUAUCAUGGCCUGGGGCAAAGUAGCCAACCAAUUGUUAAAGUGCUGUUACUAAUGGCCAUGAUUCAUCAUGAUUUAGAACCACAAUCAGAGUCUGAAAUUUAUAUUUCUAAUGUUAUUUUGUCUCGUUAACUUAGUAUGAGCAGGUGUAACGUAACAUGUGUAACAAAGCAGCUUAAUAACGAUAAGGGAUAAAUUCAGUUUUUUCUCUCUAAGAAAUGUGUUAAUUUGCUGAGACUAGCUCAGAGAAGAUUUGAAUGACUUGCCUUCAUGAAUACAGACUGGGAUUUCAUUCAAAUCCCUUCUAAUUCGUGAAAUAAAUUAUAUCUCACCUAUAUUAAUGUGUCUGUUCCUGGUUGUGGGUGAGGGACAAAUUCUAUAACAAAAAAAAAAUGCUUGAUCCGAUGAAGC
Molecule: messenger RNA, 1401 nt
Organism: Gadus chalcogrammus (walleye pollock)
Lineage: Eukaryota; Metazoa; Chordata; Actinopteri; Gadiformes; Gadidae
Product: sulfotransferase 2B1-like
Exons: 6
Coding region: 96-971 (291 amino acids)
Biological process (GO): sulfation
Cellular component (GO): cytoplasm
Molecular function (GO): sulfotransferase activity
Source: RefSeq, a predicted model, not a curated record